AUGGUCGUCCGCCUUCUUCGUUCCGUCGUGCGUAACGAUGCCAUGAAGAGUGAUCCCCCGGAGAUCUACAACUGGCGCGUCUUUGCCCUCGUCGGCGCGUCUUGCUUCGGUGGCAUGCUCUUCGGCUGGGAUACUGGUGCGAUUGGAGGAGUCUUGGCCAUGGAGGCCACUCAGGCUCGCUAUGGUUACACGCCCGCGGCCAAGGUGACGCUCGACCAGAACAUCGUCUCGACUCUUCAGGCCGGAUGCUUCCUCGCUUGUUUCUUCACCUCCUGGCUCACCGAGAAGUUUGGUCGACGAUGGUGUCUCAUCGGAACUGGCACUGUCACCACGAUCGGCGUAGUCUUCCAGGCUGCUUCUACCGCUAACGGAUCCUUGGCUGUCAUGUAUGUUGGUCGCUUUGUCGCUGGUCUGGGUGUCGGAGCCGCCUCGACUCUGGUCCCGUUGUAUGUGUCUGAGUGCGCCCCGCGAGCUAUUCGUGGCGGUUUGACUUCUUUCUAUCAACUGUUCAUCGUGACUGGUGUCAUGCUUUCUUUCUGGAUUAACUACGGCGCUCUUCUUCACCUCAAGGCACCCACAGUCUACGCUCUUCCCCUGGCCCUCCAAGCUCUUCCUGCUGUUCUUUUGAUCUGUGGCAUGCUGCUUGCCCCUGAGAGCCCUCGUUGGUGUGCACGCAAGGAUGACUGGGAACGCGCUACUGCACUUCUUGUCAAGCUCCGAGGUCUUCCCGAGGACUCCGACUAUGUCCAGACCGAGAUCCAGGAGAUGUCUGCCCAGCUCGAGGCUGAGAGACGGCUUACUGGCGAUGCCAGCGCUUCUACCCUCUGGAAGGAGAUGGUCACCAUUCCCGGAAACCGAAAGCGAGCUAUCCUGUCCAUCAUGCUCAUGGUCUGCCAGCAGAUGACUGGUGUCAACGCUGUGAACUACUAUGCUCCUCAGAUCUUCCAGGCCCUUGGCAUGACUGGCACGACGGUUUCUCUCUUCGCCACUGGUGUUUACGGUAUUGUCAAGGUUGUGGGCUGCGCUCUGUUCCUCGUCUUCUGCGCCGAUUCUCUUGGCCGACGUCGCAGUCUGCUGUGGACCAGCUGUGCUCAGGCCGUUACCAUGUACAUCAUCGGCAUUUACGGCCGCGUGGAGCCCCCCGUUAAGGGACAGGAUAUCUCGGCUUUCGGAUAUGUCGCCAUCGUCUGUAUCUAUCUCUGGGCCGCCGUCUUCCAGUUCGGUUGGGGACCCUGCUGCUGGAUUCUCGUCUCUGAGAUCCCGACUGCCCGUCUUCGAGCCUUGAACGUUGCCAUCGGCGCAGCAACGCAGUGGCUGUUCAACUUUAUCAUCGCACGAACUGUUCUUACCAUGCAAAAGACCAUGGGUCCGGCUGGCUAUGGAAUGUUCUUCAUGUUCGGAAGCUUCGGCGUCCUCAUGGGUCUCUUUGUGUGGUUCUUUAUCCCUGAGACCAAGGGACUCAGUCUGGAGCAAAUGGACGAGCUCUUUGGCGUUGUUGAGAUGACCAAGAAGCUCGAUGCCGAGAAUCCCGAGAUGGGCCGUACCACGAGCAUCCGGGAGGAGCGAGCUGAUAUCAAGGAAUCCAAGCAGUAA
Molecule: messenger RNA, 1593 nt
Organism: Fusarium keratoplasticum
Lineage: Eukaryota; Fungi; Ascomycota; Sordariomycetes; Hypocreales; Nectriaceae
Product: MFS domain-containing protein
Exons: 10
Coding region: 1-1593 (530 amino acids)
Biological process (GO): transmembrane transport; carbohydrate transport
Cellular component (GO): membrane
Molecular function (GO): carbohydrate:proton symporter activity
Source: RefSeq, a predicted model, not a curated record